CACUGUUGCAAUUAAACCAGUGUAGAUAUAUGGCGUCGAGUUCGAUGAGCGCGUCGUGGACCGCGAAGGAGAACAAGAUGUUCGAGAAGGCGUUGGCAGUGUUCGACCGCGACACGCCGGACCGGUGGCACAAGAUCGCUCACGCCAUGGGUGGCAAGACGGCGGAGGAAGUGAAGCGCCAUUAUGAUCUGCUUGUUGAGGACGUCCGUCGCAUCGAAGCCGGCCAAAUGCCUUAUGCCAAUUACAGGUCCUCCAACCGCAGAGGUUGAAGUACUACCUCAGGAGAGAGGAAGUGCAAAAGCAUCAAGCAAUUUAUUUCCCGUAUGUUAACUCCUCUUUUUCUGG
Molecule: messenger RNA, 345 nt
Organism: Zingiber officinale
Lineage: Eukaryota; Viridiplantae; Streptophyta; Magnoliopsida; Zingiberales; Zingiberaceae
Product: protein RADIALIS-like 3
Exons: 2
Coding region: 30-269 (79 amino acids)
Molecular function (GO): DNA-binding transcription factor activity
Source: RefSeq, a predicted model, not a curated record